AUGGAGAUUCUCUUCGUUGGAUUCGCGACCCUCUUGGUCUCUUUGGUCACUCUCUUCAACCCUCUGGCUUUGGGUGGCCUGCAAGAGUACGACAUUCCCCUCCGCAUGGAUGCUGUUAGAGCUACGUUCGACCAGCUCGCCCUGAAAAUCAUGCCUCAGUACACCACUAUCGCGCCUGUGACCUCCUUCCCCUCGUACGCGGAAGAGACACUCAUGAGCAACUAUAUUCCCAUUACUGGUGCUGGUGAGACUUUUACAACUACUGUUACCGCUACCCCCACCGCGACCCCGACUGCCAUCUCCUUCAGCGGUCUAUCCUACGACCCUGAACUGAGCUUCCGGCAGAAUGUUACGAAAUGGCUUCAAUCCCCGAUCGACCUCCCGUCGUUGACUUGCAUCGCUGUUCUCUCGGUCUCCAUCUUCGUUGCCAUCCUCCAGUGGAAACAGCAUAGGAUGAGCAAGAAAGGCCAUACGAACCACCGCGAAGCUCCCGAGGCCAGUCUUCAAGAGUACCUCCAAUCCGUGAUCGAACAGAAGAACCUCGCCUUGCAGAAAAUGGACGAAGCCACCCGGGAACAGCAGCAGUUCAUCACCAUCCAGCUGGAGACGUUCAAGACGAAAAUGGACGAUCUGCAAACUGCUGCUGAGAAGACCGCCGAGGAUGUGAAACAGGCGCAUGGUCAGUUCCAGGAGAAAUUGACCGCCCUGAAUCCAGACGAGGAAUUGGACGUCCGACUGGAACAGAUUGAGGAGAACUUGGCUGAAGUGGAAACGGCUGCUGGCAAAGCCUUGAAGGACAUCAACCGGCAAGUAGCUGAGCUGCUCGAAGAGAAGACGGAGGACCUGGACUUCGAUGGGUUCCGAAGAAAUCUGAUUUCCGAGUUCGCGGGCUACUUGGCUGAAUUGAAGAGGACUACGAAUGAGGCCAUGGAAGAUGAAGUCAAGCAUCUGAAGGGCCAAUUCGAGGAGCAGGGUGCCGCCAUGAAUCUCCAGGCCGAUGAUCUGAAAUCCAAAAAGCAGGCGCUCGAUGCCAGCAUUAGACAGAUCCAGAAGACCGCCGACAAAGGCCUGGAGAACGAACUGAAGCGAGUACGCGACGACCUCGACAAGCGGAUCCGGAAAGUCAACGUGCAAGAGCGAGCCGACAGCCAGAUGUCUGCUUUCAUGGUGGACUUGGCCAAGGCGAAGAAGGGGUUCGAAGAAAGCGUGUCUGUCAAGGUCAAGGAACUGAAAGACAGCUUCUACGAACAGGUUCGCGCCGCGUUCAGGAACUUCUUCUCGAAGGAUGCGUUCGAACGGUUGGUCAAGGAGGUGGUGGCAGAGCAAGUACAAUCUGCCCUCUCUAAUCUGACCUCCGGCGAUCUCGCGUCCUUCAUCAAGCAGAAGCUUGAGGAAGAGGUGAAUGAGCGCGUGAAAUCUUCACCCCCAGCUCUUGUCACGACCGGUUCCGCGGCGUCAACUACUCGUCCCCAAGGCCAAGUGAGAGAGGCCCCCAAGUCAUUGGAAGGGCCCUCUCAAGGUGUGACUCUUGAGCACCAGCCUCGGAAGGACAGUUCGGCACCAUCGACAACGACUCGCCCUCAAGACAACGUGAAAGGGGCCCCUGAGACCGGCACUCCUUCGGCCUCCACCAACGUCAAGGUGGAAAAGAAGGUGCCCGAGGCUCAGAAGGGCCCCCAAGAAGUUGUCAAGGAGGCGACGCCGGCACCCGCUCCUACACCCUCGACGACGGCAACCCCCAGUGUGGGAGAGGCCCCCAAAUCGAAGGGGCCCUUCCAAGGCACUCAGAGCUCGCAGUGGGCGUCCCCGGCCCCUGGUAAAGGCAAGAAGAAGGGAAAGGCCCCCGCGUCUUCGGAUGGGCCUUCCCUCAGCCUCCAGGGUUCGAAGGGAGCAGCCCCUGCCAGCUCUGCAUCUUCGACGACGACCCCCUCGAGCAGCAAGGUAGAGGAUGUCCCCAAACCGAAGGGACAUCCUCAGAGCUCAACCUCCGCCCCUCCGACCAAGUCCGAUCCCGCUGUGCCCCCGAAACAGGAUAAGGGCAAGCAGCCUGAGAGGAAGGCGAAUACUAAGCCGGCCACUUCCACUGGCCAAGGUAUUGUAUGGUCCAAGGCUACGAAGUUUCCCCCUUCGGGCCCCUCUCAGGUGGAUGGACAGGUCGAUGGGGGUGUGAAAGAGCCCGCUGCUGAGGCGUCGUCGAAGGGCCAGACCACGGGGGAGGCCAAACAGUCCGGUGCGCCGCCAGCCCAGUCCGUUGGGGCUCAGGAUACCAGGGGGCAGAGAAAUGUAAAGAGCCCCUCCCCAGCCAAACCCACCCCACAGACGGAAGCUCACUCCCUGGCUGAAGCUAUUCAGGGUCUCCGACCGACCCCUUCGGCUGCCAACGUUCCUCCGCUAGCUGGAACGGACAUCAUCCCGCCCCCCUCGGUGCCAGAGGAGCAGAGUGCCAGCGGCAAGGAGUCUGAGGGGGCAACCAAGUCAACCGGGGCUCCCGAGCCUACCCCCGAGACCCCUGCGCCGCCGCCUGCGCCCAAGAGACCGCCCCCGCGGGCUGGUCUCGUGCAAGAGAACGUCGGCUUUAAGAAGGCGUUCGCUUCGCUGGGCAUGCAGCAGAAAUGGCCUCCUGCUCCCCGGUCGCCGAAGGGGGGACAGGGAUCGGCCCCGGUGAAGAGGGACCAGGCCCCUCCGAGUCCUGGCGCCGCAGUCUCCAAGGGAGACUCCAAGGUCUUGUCCCCCGUUGAGAAGGGACAGACCAAGGAGGCUCCCGGUGCUGCGGCGCCUAAGAAGGACGCGGCCAAAUCAGCGUCGUGGGCUGAUAUGGUCGAGGAGGGGCCUGCGAGUCCCCAACUUUCGCCGGGAGUCGGUCCCUCAACGGGGGCUGCUGAUGUCCGUCCGGCGAUCGAGAAGGGGCCUGUACCGAAGGCCCCCUCCGGAGUCGUCGGGCAGCCGAAGGGCGCAGCCCAAGCUGGGAGCGAUGCUCCCAUUCCCAGUCCCCCUGCGGACAAAAAGCCGGCGCCGGUGAAGGACGCCCCCAAGGCAGGAGACAAGAAGGUCUCCUCCGGACUGUCACAGUCCAAGUGGGCGGACGAACCGGCAGGCUCCGCAGGGAAGGGGGAGAAGAAAGUCUCCAAGGGAAUGGCGGCAUCGCGGUGGGCUUCCUAGGGGUGGAAGGGGAUAAAGAGGAGGACGGAGACGUGCUG
Molecule: messenger RNA, 3197 nt
Organism: Aspergillus steynii IBT 23096
Lineage: Eukaryota; Fungi; Ascomycota; Eurotiomycetes; Eurotiales; Aspergillaceae
Exons: 2
Coding region: 1-3159 (1052 amino acids)
Source: RefSeq, a predicted model, not a curated record